Mycotypha africana is the source of this 1555-nucleotide messenger RNA. Its product is annotated as mitochondrial carrier domain-containing protein. Gene Ontology annotation, molecular function: ferrous iron transmembrane transporter activity. Gene Ontology annotation, biological process: iron import into the mitochondrion. The record is from RefSeq and is a predicted model, not a curated record. Lineage: Eukaryota; Fungi; Mucoromycota; Mucoromycetes; Mucorales; Mycotyphaceae. The coding region runs from base 313 to 1392 and encodes 359 amino acids. The transcript has a single exon. Gene Ontology annotation, cellular component: mitochondrial membrane.
CUUAAAUUCAUGACAAAACCUUAAAGAAAAAGGCCUUUUUCUCUUUUUUUUUCAUUUUUUCGUAAUCAGAUUUUGCAUGCGAGUAUAAAAGAAAAAGUCCUUUUUUCUAUUUUCAUUUCUUUUUUCUUCUUUUGUUUACGUUUGACCCCCACACCUUUUUUUUCUUUUUUUCCAUAAUUUUUAAUUCAUCACCCACCCCGCUCAACUUUAGUAGUUUAUUAUUUUUUCUGAAUAUUUGUAACAAUUACAACUACAUAUACCUUAUUACAUACUAUUUAGAUUAAACACACGUACGAUUAGUAAUAAUAUAAAAUGGCAGACGACUACGAUUAUGAAUCUCUUGGGGCCAACGCAACCCUCACUCAAGACGCCAUGGCCGGUGCACUUGCCGGAAUUGCUGAACACAGUGCUAUGUAUCCUGUAGAUAGUAUCAAAACUCGUAUGCAAGUCAUUCAGUCAGCUACUGCUACUACUGGCAGCAAUGUCAUGAAUACAGUUGCAGCCGCUGCCAAGGCACAAUCGUCCGCUUUUGGUGCGUCACAUCAUAAAACUUCUGCUGCAAAAGCAACCGUACAUCCCCGCCACGUCCACUCCUCGGCUAUUCUAGAUGGUGCUGGUAGUAGCGUCGUGAAUGAAUUGAAAAGCUUUAAAUCCAAAUCCCGUCAUCUAUGGCGAGGUGUCAAUUCUGUCGUUAUUGGCGCUGGUCCUGCUCAUGCUCUUCAUUAUGCCACUUACGAAGCCUGCAAAGAAGCCUUUGGUGGUAAUACGAGUGGCCACCAUGUCCUGACAAAUGCUGCUGCUGGUGCCAUCGCCACCCUUGUUCAUGACUCCAUGAUGAAUCCUUUCGAUGUCGUCAAACAGCGUAUGCAAAUGGGAGGAGAAACCACAGCUCUUUAUCGCAAUGUCAGAGAUUGUGCUCGUCAAGUGUUUGCCAAGGAAGGAAUUGUUGCCUUCUACAUUUCCUUGCCCACCACCUUAACCAUGUCUAUUCCGUUCCAAUCCAUUCAAUUUGCCACGUAUGAAUUCUUCCGUAAAGUCAUCAAUCCUAACGGUCAUUACGAUCCCACGACUCACGCCAUGGCGGGUGGUUUGGCAGGUGCUAUUGCUGCUUCCGUUACAACGCCAUUGGAUGUCGUCAAAACGUUAUUGCAGACUCGUGGUACCAAUAAUGAUCCUCGAAUUCGUAAUUGCUCUGGAUUAGUUGAAGCUGGAAAAAUCAUCAAGGAAAGAUACGGUUAUGCAGGUUUCUUCAGAGGAUUCAAGCCUAGAGUGUUGACAAAUAUGCCUAGUGCUGCUAUUAGUUGGAGUGUGUACGAAUACUUCAAGUGGUUUAUCAGUAGGAAUAACGGUCAUGAUCAUGUUGCUUCUAACAGAGAUAUCCUCAGCUUAUAAAUCUUUUGAUAUCAUUUUUUUCACGACAUUACAUUUUGCAAAUACACAGCUUUCGAAACUACAUCCACACUGAUCAAUUAUACAACCCCAUGGUUCGAAUAGAGUUACCCGUAGUACAAUUACAAUUAUUCGUACAGACAACACGGAAAGCAACAAGUGUAUA